Monopterus albus (swamp eel) is the source of this 926-nucleotide messenger RNA. It is a transcript of the gene b9d2, whose product is annotated as B9 domain containing 2. Gene Ontology annotation, cellular component: MKS complex. Gene Ontology annotation, biological process: cilium assembly. The record is from RefSeq and is a predicted model, not a curated record. The transcript has a single exon. Lineage: Eukaryota; Metazoa; Chordata; Actinopteri; Synbranchiformes; Synbranchidae. The coding region runs from base 251 to 778 and encodes 175 amino acids.
GAAAAACAAAGACCGCAUUGGCAAUGUCUGGGCUUUAGGUCUUUAAAUCCCAUUUAUGAGUGCAGGAUUUAUAAGCAACCUGAAAUGAAGCGCUGCCUGAGAGGCCAAACUCCGGGCAUAAUGUUGUCGCAACAACUGCUUGUGUCACCAAGGAAACGUGAGUUGCGGCGCUAGUUAGCCGCUAACCUCGGACAAGGAGGAGGAGAGAUAUUCAGUGCUGAAUGUUAUUGUGUAACGGGUCAUCUGUAACAUGGCAGAGCUGCACAUUAUAGGUCAGAUCGUCGGGGCCAGUGGUUUCCCGCAGAACAGCCUAUUUUGCAAAUGGGGAGUUCACACGGGAGGAUCAUGGCGUCUUCUGUCUGGGCUGAAGGAGGGUCAGACUCAAGUGGAUAGCCCUCAAAUUGGGGACAUGGCGUACUGGAGUCACCCGAUUGAUCUGCACUACGCGACAAAGGGACUCCAAGGAUGGCCCAAGUUUCACCUCCAAGUGUGGCACCAGGACUCCUUCGGACGCUGCCAGUUGUACGGCUACGGAUAUUGCCAUGUCCCGUCUAGCCCCGGUCAUCACCGCAUAAGUUGUAAGACCUGGAGGCCGCUUGGCUCCUGGCAAGAGCACUUGGCCCAAAUGUUUGUAGGCGGAGGUCCCCAGCUCCGCAGCCCGGACCUCAUCUACAGCGGGGCGGACCGAUACAGACUGCACACCGAAGCCAUGGGGACUGUGGAACUGGAGCUUGGCGUUAUCAUGAGACAUUUUGACAAAUAUGGCGUCGACAGCUAGCAUGGAUGCAAUUGAAAAGACUUUAGGAAGUUGUGAUGGAUUACAUACUGUGCAGGCGGUGGUCCAAUUUGUUUUCAUAAAGGUGUUUUAAGUUUUUGUAAACUGCAUUUGUGUUUUUAUAUUCUGGCUUUAUCAAAAUAAAAAUACU